Molecule: messenger RNA, 4089 nt
Organism: Aspergillus caelatus
Lineage: Eukaryota; Fungi; Ascomycota; Eurotiomycetes; Eurotiales; Aspergillaceae
Product: ankyrin repeat-containing domain protein
Exons: 4
Coding region: 1-4089 (1362 amino acids)
Biological process (GO): nucleoside metabolic process
Molecular function (GO): ATP hydrolysis activity; protein binding
Source: RefSeq, a predicted model, not a curated record
AUGCCUUCUCGAGAUAAAUACACAGUUGGCUGGAUCUGUGCCAUCCGCAAGGAAUACGUCGCCGCCCUAGCUUUUCUGGACGAGGUAUAUGAAGAAGUAUUUGAGCUUUCAAAGAACGACAACAAUACUUAUACCUUCGGCAAGCUUGGAGCCCACCUUGUGGUUAUAGCUGUCUUACCUGAUGGCAUUUACGGUAUAUGCUCUGCUGCGAACGUCGGGAGAGACAUGUUGCAUAGCUUCCCGAAUAUUGAAAUUGGCCUGUUGGUUGGUAUUGGUGGAGGUGCGCCCAGUCAACGUCACGAUAUCCGCUUAGGCGAUGUUGUUGUUAGUACCCCUAGUAAUACGACCGGUGGUGUGGUCCAAUAUGAUUUCGGUAAAACCAUUCAAAACGAAAGCUUCCUAUUUACAGGUUUUUGGAAUCAGCCACCGACGUUCGUGCGCCCUGAGAGAAGUGGAACGGAUGAUAACCCUAUGAUCCACCAUGGCUUAAUUGCGUCGGCAAACAAACUCAUGAAGGAUGCUACAAUACGUGAUAAGCUUGUAGCAGAAAAGGGGGUUCUAUGCUUCGAGAUGGAAGCUGCAGGUUUAAUGAACCACUUUCCUUGCUUGGUCAUUCGGGGUAUAUGUGACUAUUCGGACACGCAUAAAAAUGACCAGUGGCAAGGGUAUGCAGCAAUGGCAGCGGCAGCUUAUACAAAAGACCUUUUAUGUUGUUUAUCGCCGAGCCGGAUAGCAGCAUAUAGGGAUGCUAAGGGGAAUCAGGAAGACAAAUCCAUCCGCGAAUGGCUUGCAGGCAUUGACUACUCCAAGGACCACAAAUAUUACCUGGAUAAAUGGCAAAAUGGGACAGGUGGGUGGCUUAUUAAGUCAGAAGAGUUUGGAAAAUGGUUGGAUAAGGACAACCAGAUUCUUUUCUGCCCAGGCAUUCCUGGUGCAGGCAAGACUUUCGCUGCCUCUUUCAUCAUUGAUCACUUGUGCCAGAACUAUCAGAGAGACACAGACACGAACAUUGGUAUCGCAUAUGUAUACUUCGACUGGCAAAAGCCCCAGAUCUCGCGUAGUGAUCUGCUUUCAAGCCUUCUUUCGCAGUUGAUUCGGCCUUCCAUUCCGGAGAUUGUAAGAAGCUUUUACAACCAGCAUAUAACCCGAACUACCCGACCUUCAUCGGAGGAUAUUAUGGAUAUCUUGGUGGAAGUCGUUAGCAUGCAAACGAGGACCUUUAUAAUCGUCGACGCGCUGGAUGAAUGCAAUGGUUCUGUCGGGUCACGGUCAGAUGUCCUAGCAACAUUGUUCAGUCUGCAGGACAAAACUCGUGCGAACCUCUUGGUGACGUCGCGGCAUAUUCAUGCAAUAGAGACAGAGUUUGCCGAAAGAGGGAGUAUCGUGCUCGAGAUUCGCGCUCGCGAUGAAGACAUCCGGAGAUAUCUCGACGACCAUGUAACUUGGCUACCAAAGUUUGUUCUGGAGAAGCCUGGGUUGGAAGAAAAGAUCGUAUCGGCAAUUAUAAAAGCAGCAGAUGGGAUGUUUCUCCUCGCAUAUCUUCAUUUGCAAAGGACUUUAGAAAUGUUACCUAAAGUAUCUGGCGCAUACAAUGCGGCUUACAACAGGAUUAUGCACAGAAUUGAACAGCAGCCCAUGAACCGCAGAAUACUAGCUUCUCGGGUUCUUUCUUGGAUAUUUCGCGCACGGCGACCGUUGGGAAUCAUCGAGCUACAGCACGCCUUAGCUGUUACAGAAAACUCAUCCUCAAUCGAUUUAGAUAAUAUUCCAGCCAUUGGCAUAAUAAUCGAUGUUUGCGCUGGCUUGGUUUUCGCCGACAAAAGCUGUGGAAUAGUACGCCUGGUCCACUUCACAGCACAGGAGUACAUUGAUCAAUCUUGGAUAGCACGGUUUCCCGAUGCCGAUGUGAAUAUUGCAAAGACUUGUCUGACCUACCUAUUAUACGAAACAUUUGAAAGGGGCCCGACUACGACUUGGGAAGAAUACCGACAGCGACUAAAAAACAAUCCCCUUUAUGAGUAUGUCGCACGGUAUUGGGGUUUCUAUGCUAGGGAAUCCUACCUCGAAGUCAAACAGUUAACAUCAUAUUUCCUGCGGCAUAGCUCAGUGCUGGCUAGCGCAGCGCAGGUUAUACUGGAAGAAGCUUCUCUCUUCCGUCCGUUGAGGAAACUGGAAGGGAUUAUGGGGUUGCAUAUCGCCGCGUAUUUCGGAAUAAACCAUGAAGUUAUAGACUUUCUAAAGGAUACACCAUGCACUGCUACGGUGGAUAGUUUUGGUCAUACCGCUUUACAUUGGGCAGUGAUGGGAGGACAGAUUCGGACAGUUGAAGUUCUUCUACAAGAGGGGCUCGAUGUUAAUGUGAUAGAUACUGAGAUGAGAUCUGCGUUGCACUACGCAGCUAGCCAAGGCGACGCUGUAUUGACACAUCUCCUGUUAAGCAAAGGUGCACUUACUGAGAUUCGGGAUAUAGGUGGGCAGACGCCCUUAUUGGCUGCCGCAGAUAAGCUCAGUAUUGCGGCGAUCAAAGAGCUAUUAGAUGCUGGGGCCUUUGUCAAUGCAAUAGAUGCAAUGAGUCGGAAUGCAUUACAUUUGGUAGUGCUUGCUGCAAAGGAUCAGAGCGCCAAUCUAGCUCACUUGCUUUUAUCUUGGGAUAUUGAUGCCAGCUUGACCGAUUUUGAUAACAUGACCCCGCUGCAUUAUGCUGUUGCCACAGGAAAUCGCCAAGUUGCAGAUAUACUUCUCGAGGCGGGCGUCGAUAUUAAUAUUGGCGUUGAGAGAAACCUUUGCACGAUUAGUAUGGAAGCUGGGGAAACAACCUAUCAAAGACGUCAGCCACCUCAAACUGCAGAAGCGAAUAUUACCAACGCUGUUGGUCUCACACCGCUGCAUUUUGCAGCUUGUAGCGGCCACUGUGCAAUGACUGAAUAUCUCCUGGACAAGGGUGCCAAUCCAAACUCACAGUCUCACGACGGGGACACACCAUUGCAUAUUGCCCUGAAUAGAGGCAUCCCAGGAAGCAGUCCAAGAAGAUUGGCGAACGAUGACGCAUGGACGGGCGACAGAUGGCAAGUUGAGCUUAAUGUUGACUAUAUAUCCGACUACGAAGGAGAGGAAGCACGCGAGAUCCAUGGAUACAUUGAUGAACAGAGAUUAGCGGUAAUUAGUAUCCUUCUUGCAAAAAGUGAUAUUGAUGUGAAUAUCGCAAAUUCAGCACUAGAAUCGCCACUUCAUAAAAUUCGCUAUGACACAAUUGACUCAGAAGUGGUUGUUCAGUCACUGCUCGAGAAGGGGGCCAAUGCUUUUGCACGUAACUGGAAAGGACAAACAGCAUUACACCUCGCCUGCAGCGCAGGAAGUUCUACGAACGUCUGCAAGUUCCUUGACUGGGGUUGUUCUAUUACCAAUAAGGAUUCAGAAGGUGUGACCGCUUUGCAUUACGCCGUGCACCAGGAUAAGUGUGACACCGUAAAAGUGAUCCUAAACAAGGAUCGAGAGGGAGGCCGACAGCUAUGUCUCGAAACAGACAGACAAGGCAGGUCUUUACUGCAUCACCAUCUCCAAUCAUGUAUCUGCUCUCUCGAGAUGGUCACCAUACUACUGGACCAUGGUGUGAGAGUUGACGAUGUUGACAAAAAUGGAGACACCCCUCUUAGCAUAUACCUGCGGAAGUUUAAAUUGUUAUGCGAGUCAGAAAUUUGCCUCUCUCUUCUGCAGCAGGGAGCUGAUGCAUUCUGGACAAGCCCAAAAGGUGAGAACUUAGCGCACCUGGCGAUGCACAAUUGGAAGGUGGAGAUCGAGCUUUUGAAGCUCUUGUCGGAACACGGUGUGAAUUUGUCCUCGAAGGACAACAGUGAAAAAAAUAUCUUACAUCAUGGAGCUAUUCAUGGCUCAGUGAGUAAAGAUAUUCUUGACUUCAUUUUGCAAAAGGAUCUCAUCAACUGGAACGACAAAGACGAGGAAGGAAAGAAUCCGUUUAUGUAUGCGCUGGAAGAGUCCAAAAAAAAGCGACAUCCCGACCUAUUUGCGUCAGAUAGAUGGAAGCAUACAUGGGAGAAUCUAAGUAACCUAGCUGGGGCAAAAGAGGUUUAA